Molecule: messenger RNA, 1566 nt
Organism: Trichomycterus rosablanca
Lineage: Eukaryota; Metazoa; Chordata; Actinopteri; Siluriformes; Trichomycteridae
Gene: lipcb
Product: hepatic triacylglycerol lipase
Exons: 9
Coding region: 1-1491 (496 amino acids)
Biological process (GO): triglyceride catabolic process; fatty acid biosynthetic process
Molecular function (GO): lipoprotein lipase activity; apolipoprotein binding
Source: RefSeq, a predicted model, not a curated record
AUGACUGUUUUUAUUAGGAUCUUUUCUUUUCUCCUUCUCAUCUGUAUAAUCACUGAGGCACUGAACAACAAAGGAAAUACGACAGAUGGAUUUGAUCAGUCUAAUGAAGUGAAGCUUCCACUGGUGGUAAAGUCAACUUUUCACAUGCAUCUACAGGGAAAUGUUUUUGAAGACACCUGUGCUAUUAUACCAUUUAAUCCAGACUCUCUUUACACUUGUGCCUACAACACAAGCAGCCCUCUGGUUGUUAUCAUUCAUGGCUGGUCGCUGAAUGGAAAAAUGGAAGAGUGGGUGUUCAGGAUGGCUUCUGCACUUAGGACAAGAAUGGAACAUGUAAAUGUGCUGAUUAGUGACUGGAGACCGCUGGCUCUCAAACCAUAUCCAACUGCAGCAAAGAAUGCUAGACAGGUGGGAUGGGAUGUUGCAAGAUUGCUGAAGUGGCUGGAGGAGACCACCCCCCUUACCAUGGAUAAGGUCCAUCUGAUUGGAUACAGUUUAGGAGCACAUGUGGCUGGAUUUGCAGGAAGCCAUUUUAAAGGAACCAGAAAGUUGGGCCGCAUAACAGGUCUGGAUCCCGCAGGUCCCCAAUUUGAGGGAGUUCCUGCUUUUGACAGACUGUCUCCCGAUGAUGCCAAGUUUGUGGACGCCAUCCACACCUACUCUACGUCUAGUAUUGGAUUGGCAGUGGGCAUCCGGCAGCCUGUGGGGCAUGCAGACUUCUACCCAAAUGGAGGCUCAUUUCAGCCUGGAUGCCACAUGUUGGACAUAUAUACCAACCUUUAUCAAUAUGGACUGGAAGGUGUACCAAAGACUAUUAAGUGUGCUCACCAGCGAGCUGUCCACCUCUUCACUGACUCCCUGCUGAACCAAGAUCAGCAAAUGACAGCUUACCGGUGUAGGGAUGACAGUGCAUUUGAUCAAGGCCUGUGUCUGGACUGCAAAAAGAAUCGCUGUAAUACUCUGGGAUACAGUGUUAAAAAAGUGUACACCGGUGUUAAUAGCAAAGGGCUCUAUCUAAAGACUGGUGCCCAAACUCCAUUUAAAGUCUAUCACUACCAGAUAAAGGUCAAGUUCAUGAAUCCGAUCGAGCACCCCAAAGCCUCUUUUUUGAUUGCUCUAAGUGGGACCAAAGGAGAGAGCAAUUAUACAGACAUGACUUUGUCCCUGGAGCAUGCUGAGAAUAGGACAUACUCCUCCUUGAUAGCAGUAGACUCAUUGCUGGGGAAGUUGCAGGCAGUAAAGCUACGCUGGGAGGGAGAGGAAAGCUGGGGCAGCUGGUGGAGACGGGUUACAACCAUCAUGGGCACUGGUGGCGACAGACAUGACAAAGAGAUCAACGUGGCCAAAAUCCGGCUUAAAUCUGGAGAGAACCAGGAGAAGACAUGGUUUUGUGGUCCAUCUGGGGAUAUUACACACCUCAAGCCAAAAGAAGACCAAGAGUUUCUUCGUUGUCAAGAUAUUUUUAAAAAGCUUAACAGUGCUAAAUCUUAAGACAACAAAAGGACAUUAAUGAGAAAAACCAUCACAAUACAUUAAAUAAACCAAUAAAAACAAAUGUCAAAAAGA